AUGAUUACCAGGCUGAUCGGGAACGAGCGAGAUGAUGAAGCAAGGGCCAUAUUGGUCAAAUACCACGCAAACGGUGACUCCAACCAUCCGCUGGUUAAACUUGAAAUGGCCGAAAUGGUCGAAUCUCUGAGAAAAGAAGGCAUGUUGACUUGGCGGAACUUUUUUGAUCUCCGGGUUCUCUUUAAGUCUCGUUCCCGUCGAUAUAGGAUGAUGCUCAAUGUCUCCUUUUCGUGGUUUGGGCAAUUCUCCGGUAACAACAUUGCAUCUUAUUACCUACCUUACCUCCUUGAAAACGUUGGAGUAGCCGAUACCAACACCAAGCUCCUCCUCAACAUCAUUUAUGCCAUCACAGGCUGGAUCCCAGCAAUGGCUGGGGCACGCUGCCACGAUAUAAUCGGGCGGCGCAAGAUGUUGCUAGGCUGUACCGUGGGCAUGGCAGUCUGUCUUGCAAUUGCUGCAGGUACGGCUGCCGGCUACAUCAACACUGGAAGCAGAUCGUCCUCAUCCGCCUCGAUCGCAUUUAUCUAUUUAUUUGGCUCGGUGUUUGCGUUCGCGUUCACCUCGAUGCAACCAGUGUAUCCCGGGGAGGUUAUGUCAAAUGAUAUGAGAGGCAAGGGCAUGGGCGUUUCCCAGCUUACUUCUGGCCUAGCGGGCUUUGUCAACACCUUUGCGGCACCAGUUGCGUUAAAGAAUAUCAGAUAUUGGUUCUAUGUAUUCUUCGUCUUUUGGGACCUGUUCGAGUUUGCGUUUAUCUACUUCUUCUACGUGGAAACGAAGGGACGCACGCUGGAAGAACUUGAUGAGGUGUUUGAAGCGCCUAAUCCGCGCAAAGCUAGUACGACCCCUAUAGCAUUGCGGCGGCAACUUCCCGUUGGCCAAAUUGACGAAGAAGAGCCGAAGCACGAGACUGUUGUUUAG
Messenger RNA from Histoplasma mississippiense, 918 nucleotides. Its product is annotated as lactose permease. NCBI's taxonomy places the organism in Eukaryota, Fungi, Ascomycota, Eurotiomycetes, Onygenales, Ajellomycetaceae. The record is from RefSeq and is a predicted model, not a curated record. Gene Ontology annotation, biological process: transmembrane transport; carbohydrate transport. The transcript is spliced from 3 exons. Gene Ontology annotation, cellular component: membrane. The coding region runs from base 1 to 918 and encodes 305 amino acids. Gene Ontology annotation, molecular function: carbohydrate:proton symporter activity.